This is a messenger RNA of Copidosoma floridanum, 2715 nucleotides long. Its product is annotated as interference hedgehog. Gene Ontology annotation, molecular function: protein binding. The record is from RefSeq and is a predicted model, not a curated record. Gene Ontology annotation, biological process: cell-cell adhesion; nervous system development. NCBI's taxonomy places the organism in Eukaryota, Metazoa, Arthropoda, Insecta, Hymenoptera, Encyrtidae.
AUGCGACCGGGUACGACGUUGUGCGGCAUCGCCGCGGUCCUACUCUGCGCCCUCGGAUGCUGCGCCUCGGGUCAAAAGUCGGAGCCGGGGAUGGUGUUCACGAGGCACCCCCAGCCGCUCACCGCACCCCUGGGAGACGACGUGGAGUUCGAGUGUAGCUUGAACCUGGCGGCGGAGAAGUUUGCCUGGCGGCACAGGCCCCUUGGCUCCAGCGAGUGGAAGCUCCUCGACUCGGGCGGGAGCUUGGCCGGCGGCAAGACCUCCAGCCACUUUGUAUCCUUCAACGACGAGAGCAAAGCCGGCGACUACCGGUGCGUCGCCUUCUACGGUACGAGCGGAUUGGCCUCCGACCCGGCGCGGCUCACCCGGGCCCGGAUAGACAAGUUCGGGGACCGCGGCGACGUGUACCUGAGGGUCCCGGCGGGCAACAGCGUGCCCAUAAGCUGCCCGGCGCCCAACUCGGUGCCCGAGCCCGUCAUACAGUUCUUCAAGGACGGCAGCCCGAUCGGUAACGCGAGCAGCCCGGGCAGCCGGCUCAUGGUGAUCGAGCGCGCCCGGCCCACCGACUCGGGCAGUUACCACUGCCAGGCGAACAAUUACCUGACCUUCGAGACCCACGCGAGCAACCACAGGACCGUGCUUAGCGUCGACAAGGGCAACGCGACCGAGCUCGCGCCCUACUUUGUCAGGCAGCCCCAGCGCGAGUACGUCGUCCAGCGCGGCAAGAACGUCACGCUCGAGUGCUUCGCCGCGGGCUACCCGGUGCCCCAGGUGACGUGGACGAAGCUGGGCAGUCCGUUGCCCUCGAGGUCGAGCUCGUCGGCGGCGGGCCUUGGGCUGUCGAGCGUGCAGCCCUCGGAUCGGGGCGAGUACGACUGCGUGUGGACGAACCGAGCGGGCCGGCUCAAGUCCGCCAUCAUCCUGACGGUCGUCGAGCCGCCCGCGGUCCUCAAGCCCCCGAAGCUCUCGACCUUCCUCGAGGGUGGCGAGCUCGAGUUGUCGUGCAACGCGACCGGCUAUCCCCCGCCCCACCUCGAGUGGCUCAUCAACGGCGAGAGCCUCGCGCCCAGCCGGAACCUACAGAUACGGGGCUCGAGCUUGUACAUAUCCCCCGUCGAGAAGAGACACGCGGGCAUCGUCCAGUGCGUCGCCAGCAACGAGUACGGCUCCCACUCGGGCUACAAUUACCUCAGGGUCAGUCCCAAGCAGCACGUCAGUGGCGCCGGUGGAUCCUAUUCCUCCUCCUCCAACUCCAGGUCCCGGAACGACUACACCGUGUCCAACAACGGGCGGAAGCACACGCGCGUGGGGGGCAGGCGGCGGGGCAAGAACGGCAAGAAGAAGGACACGGACGUCAUGGUGCCCCCGAACCAGCCGAACGUCACGAGGCUGUCGGACGUGUCGGUGAUGGUGAGGUGGUCGGUGCCGGACAACCCGGGCCUGCCGAUCCUCUUCUUCAAGGUGCAGUACCGGGAACUCGGCCAAAAGCCCAACAGCAAGCAAGCCAAGUGGAUGACCGCCAACACCGAGAUCCCGAGCCACGUGCGCUCCUUCGAGGUUGGCGAGCUGCAGCCCGAGCACACGUACAGGUUCCGCAUAGCGGCCGUCUACUCCAACAACGACAACGCCGUCAGUCCGAUAUCGGUACGGUUCCACUUGACGCGGAAGAACGGCUUCGAGAGCAACAGCAUGCCGAUACCCCUGCUCACGCACACGGAGGCCCUCGGGCCGAACGAGGUGCUGCUGCUGUGGCAGAACACGAAUCGCUCGGCCGAGAUCGACGGGUUCUACGUGUACCACCGGGCGUCCUCGUUCGCCGGGGACUACAUGAAGACGACGGUCGAGGGCAAGGACGCCGACAACAUAACGAUCGCCCACCUACAGCCGGACACGAGCUACGAGUUCAAGGUGCAGAGUUUCUCGGUGGGCGCGGCGUCCGAGUUCUCCCAGAUCCUCAACCAGAAGACGCUCAAGCCCGCGACCGAGGCCCCGGUCUCGCAGGUCAUGGCUGAGAACGAGCGGCCCGUCAAUACCCUCGAGAGCGCCCGGAGCACCAACAUCUACGCCAUCGUCGGUGGUAUCUUCGGGGGCGUGGUGCUAUUGGGGGGUCUCACCGGCAUCGGCGUCGCCUACCAGAGGAGCAGGCGCAAGGAGAGCCGUGAGUCCUCCCAGGAUCAGGGCAAACCAAUAACAAACGGGAGGGUAAUGAACGGCGGGAUAACAGACUCGAAGAUAAACAUAACGUCGAAUCCGUUGGCCGGGCUCGAGUCGAGCGAGGACCCGAUGCAGCCUAAGAGCGGACAACAGUCGCCUAUGGAAAUGGCCUCGUUUCUUAACGGGCAGAACAACAACAACAACGGCAGCAGCAGCAACAGCAACGGCACCGGUACUCCCACCGCCGGCAUCAUCGCGCCAACCUGCACGGCGACCGGCCAACAACAACAACAACAACAACACCUGCAGAAUCUGCACCACCAGGAGGCGAGCUCCGGGGCCGCCUUCGCCGUAACCACUGCACCGGAGCCGCUCCCCCCUGCCGUUGCUCCCCCACCGCCGCCCCUUCCCCCUCAUCACAAUCACCAUCAUCACCACAACCACAACAAUCACGAGCAUCAUCGACACAACCUGCACCAUCAUCACCACCACCACCACCAUCACGCCCCAUCUCUGCUGCUGCUGCAAGCUGCUCUACCGAUCGACCAGACUACUCGCUGA